This is a messenger RNA of Zychaea mexicana, 384 nucleotides long. RefSeq lists its product as uncharacterized. The record is from RefSeq and is a predicted model, not a curated record. The coding region runs from base 110 to 382 and encodes 90 amino acids. The transcript is spliced from 3 exons. Lineage: Eukaryota; Fungi; Mucoromycota; Mucoromycetes; Mucorales; Lichtheimiaceae.
GUUACAUUGUAAACUUAUCGUCAUCGUCUUGGUCGAAUGUGCAACCCGAACGAUUCAGCGUAUUUGUAUACGGGUUCUUUAUAAAUUGUAAUCCGUUGUCGAGAGAACGAUGAAGAUGUGCGCCGUAAUAGCAACAGAUUGUUUAGCGGAUGGUCGUAUGUGUAGUGAAGUUCUCAUACCCCGAGCUUGGUAUAACUCAUGGUAUAGCUCAUUUUUUGUCCUUUUCUUUUUUUUUUCAAAAAAAUCGAGUGCUCCAGAGUUAUUCUCAAGGCGUAGGUGGAGCGAUGAAGUCGGUCAGCAAAUAUAUUUCUCAUUGAUUACGACCAACAGCAACUUGUGCUUAAUAUUAUCAUAUGUAGAAUAUGACAGAAUUUCUGAAUAAAC